AUGUCUAAAGCUUACGCACGAACAAAUAAAAUUCGUCAAGCUGCAAGAGAAGGUCAGAAGCGGCAAGCCGACGAAUUUUUACAACGUACAGCUAAAAAACAAAAAUUAGCAAAUUUUAAUGUUGGUGAUAAUGUUCAAUAUACUGCUGAAGAUUUAGAAAACGCUGUGAAGGCCGUAAAAAAUGGUUUAUUAAUACGUGAAGCAUCUCGUAGUGAUAAUAUACCAUAUUCAACAUUAAAUGAUCAUGUUAAUGAAAAUGUUACAUCUUUUGGUUCUGGACGUAUUUCAAUAUUUAGUGAAAUUGAAGAAAUGAAUUUAAUGAAUGCAGUAUUAGUGCUUCAAGAUUGGGGUGACCUUCAGCCAAUUAAUGAUCCAUGUAUGUUAGCUGAGCAAUAUGUAAUACAACUUGGGAAAGGCGCAAUGUUUAAAACUGAUCGUCCUAGCUAUGACUGGAUACAAGAUUUUUUAAAACGUCAUCCAACAUUAACUAUGAAAACAUCAACAGCAUUAGAAAGAUGUCGUGCAGCAUUAACGGUUGAACAAAUAGAUGAAUAA
Messenger RNA from Didymodactylos carnosus, 555 nucleotides. The record is from the annotation of a GenBank genome assembly. Lineage: Eukaryota; Metazoa; Rotifera; Eurotatoria; Philodinida; Philodinidae.